GGGACGUCAGCACGUCGACGCGGGGGUUUUCUCCGCUCGGCCCGCUACCCCAGCCCGGGUCUGCGAAUCUGUGCCUCCUCCUCCGCCAUCCCCGGCGAGGGGCGCAGUCGUUGUCCGCUCGCGGGCCGGCGCGGUUACACCGGUUCCGCUCGGACUGACCGUCGCCCUCACCUCCCUCCCGGCCCCUCCUCCGAGGCCAACCGCGCGGAGGCUUUUCGUAGGGAAGGCGGUUCGGGACUCGGCCCGGGGCCACCCGGGGCCCAUCCCCGCUCCAGGCUCGGAUGGGAGGCGGAGGGAGGAGCGGCCUGGGAUGCUGAGGCUGAUGGCCAAUUGCUGCAGCUGGUUCCAGCGGCGGCAGGAGCCCGUCAGGUGACUCUUGUGAUGGUGGGGCUUGAUAAUGCUGGUAAAACAGCAACGGCAAAGGGAAUCCAAGGAGAAUAUCCUGAAGACGUAGCUCCUACUGUUGGAUUUUCCAAAAUUGACCUUAGACAAGGAAAGUUUGAAGUCACCAUCUUUGACUUGGGAGGUGGAAAAAGGAUUCGUGGAAUCUGGAAGAAUUACUAUGCUGAGUCCUAUGGGGUAAUAUUUGUUGUGGAUUCCAGUGAUGAAGAGAGAAUGGAAGAGACAAAAGAGACAAUGUCAGAAGUGCUAAGACAUCCUAGGAUAUCGGGAAAGCCUAUAUUGGUGUUGGCAAAUAAACAAGACAAGGAAGGGGCUUUAGGAGAAGCUGAUGUGAUUGAAUGUCUGUCUCUGGAAAAAAUGGUCAAUGAACACAAGUGCCUAUGUCAGAUAGAACCUUGUUCAGCAAUCUUGGGAUCUGGAAAGAAAAUUGACAAGUCCAUUAAAAAGGGCCUUUAUUGGCUGCUAGAUAUCAUUGCAAGAGACUUUGAUGCCUUAAAUGAACGCAUCCAAAAGGACACAACAGAACAACGUGCUCUUGAGGAGCAAGAGAAACGAGAAAGGGCUGAACGAGUGCGAAAAUUACGAGAAGAAAGAGAACAAAGAGAGCGAGAGCAGGCUGAACUCGAUGGAACCAGUGGUCUGGCUGAGGUGGAUCCAGAACCAAUUAUUGUUAAUCCUUUCCAGCCGAUAGCAACUGUAAUCAUUGAGAAUGAAAAAAAACUUGAAAGAGAGAAAAAGAGGCAAAAUGUGGAGAAAGACUGUGAUGCUUGCCCCCUGAGAAAUAAAAUGGAGCAUGAGCAGGUGGAGACACAGAGCCAGAUCAGUGACAGUAGCCAAAAAAGCAAUGAGUUUGGAACCGUAGAAAAUUAUAACGAAGCAUUAACACAGCAGUUGGAGAAUGAAGAUGAAACAGACCAGCCAUCAUCAGAAUCAGAUAACAGUAAAAAGAAAACUAAGAGACUAAGAAUAAAAAGAAGUCACCGUGUAGAACCCGUUAAUACAGAUGACUCUGCUCCUAAGAGCCCAACACCACCCCCGCCGCCCCCUCCUGUUGGCUGGGGAACUCCCAAAGUCACUAGACUUCCAAAACUUGAGCCUCUUGGUGAAACACGUCAUAAUGAUUUUUAUGGGAAGCCACUGCCUCCGCUGGCAGUGCGACAGAGACCAAACAGUGAUGCUCAUGACAUGAUCUCAUAACCAAGUCGUACAGAUGAGCCGUCUUAAUAUCAGCAAGAUGAACUAGAGGACCUUCUUUCUCAAAAAAGAAAAACCCUGUACAUUGAUGACUGGGGCAAGAUAACCAUAGCAAUUUCAGUGAAGAGAUUGAUAACCAAAGAUCUCACUGAUCUGAUAAUUACUUAUCCAUGUUGUUUGUGGUUUAAUAAAAAAAAAAAAGGAAGCAAAAAAGACCAGCAGAUGGGAUGAGCAUUAUGGACCAAAUUACCAAGAGUUAGUAUUAACUCUGGUUUAUACAUCCCCACUCAUGGGCAUAUUCCUGAAGGAAAACCUUUCAGAAAAAGCCAAUGGACUUUGCACACUUUCAUUACUAUUUGUUUAGUAGUCUUUAUUUCUGUACCGUAAACCUUUUUUGUAAGAUACAUGUGCAUGGAAGGGGAACUCUUGGGAAUUUAUAACCUAAAUUUUUAACUUUUUAUAUUUUUCUAAAACUUUUGUUUAAGAAUUUUAAUUACUAUGAUAUUGACUGUAUACUUUUCUAUAGAUGCUUUGUUUAAAUUGUAUCUGGAAAAUAGAGUUCAUAUACUGGACAAACAUUAACUAUACAAAUGAUAUAUUUAUAUGUUUUGAGGUAUGUUUUAUAAUAGUAUUGUUCUUGAAGUAUACAUACUAAUUUGACCUAAUUUUAAAAUGAUAUUUUUAAAAAUAAAUUCUCAGAUCUUUAUUCUAACAAAUUAUAUUACUUGAA
This is a messenger RNA of Eptesicus fuscus (big brown bat), 2326 nucleotides long. It is a transcript of the gene ARL13B, whose product is annotated as ADP ribosylation factor like GTPase 13B. Gene Ontology annotation, molecular function: GTPase activity; GTP binding. Gene Ontology annotation, biological process: receptor localization to non-motile cilium; non-motile cilium assembly. Gene Ontology annotation, cellular component: non-motile cilium; motile cilium; ciliary membrane. NCBI's taxonomy places the organism in Eukaryota, Metazoa, Chordata, Mammalia, Chiroptera, Vespertilionidae. The transcript is spliced from 10 exons. The record is from RefSeq and is a predicted model, not a curated record. Bases 382 to 1599 code for a protein of 405 amino acids.